AAUUGGAGAUCGCGGUGCGUCGGGAAAAUCAACAAACGACAGCCAUCUGCUUUAACUCCUCUCUCUCUCUCUCUCUCUCAUUUUAUAACCAGAGAAAACAGCAAAGCCAAGGUUGCAGAAGAAGAAGAAGACAAGGAUCGAAGAAACCAGAUGAGAGUCCGAUGCUGGAUCCUGUCCCUGUUCCUGCUCUCAGUUUCAAUGGCACUUGGAGAAACAUCAUCCUUACGUAGCCACAGCAAGCAGAAGCUUCUCGAGUUCCAAGAAAAGAUCCAACACCGAUUGGCUUCUGCUCCCAUUUUCCCGCCAUUGUCUUCUCCACCACCUUCUUCUUCCCCUAAGAUGAUUGGGAGAGUGAUAUACCCAAUCGGGUAUGGAGCAGACCCGAGAGGAGAACAAGACAGCAGUGACGCAAUACUCGCAGCUUUAACUGAUGCUUUUCAUUUACAGAGUGGACUUCAGUUGCUGCCACGUGUCACCGACCUCGGCGGUCUCGUCCUUGAUCUCCAAGGCGGCAACUACAAGAUCUCCAAACCCCUCCGGUUUCCUCCCUCCGGCGGCGGCAACCUCGUUGUUCAAGGAGGAACUCUCCGGGGAUCCGACGAGUUUCCCGCCGACCAGCAUUUGGUCCAAUUAGUCUCCCCAUCCUCUGUCAAAAUGUCGUCGGAGAAUUCUCCUCCACAGUUCUCCGACGAGGAAGACCAGAGUUCCGGGAUCUUCUACGAGGACAUAACCUUCCGGGAUGUACUUUUCGACUCGAACUUCCGAGGUGGGGGCAUUUCGGUGAUUGACUCCGCCCGAAUCCGAAUCAACAACUGUUACUUCCUGCAUUUCACAACACAGGGGAUACAGGUUCAGAGGGGCCAUGAGAUACUCAUAUCAAGCUCCUUCUUGGGGCAACAUUCAACUGUAGGCGGAGACAGCCAGGAGAGGGAAUAUUCCGGGACUGGGAUCGAUAUCUCGAGCACGGACAAUGUGAUCACCGAUGUCGUGAUUUUCUCGGCGGCCGUCGGGAUCUCAUUGAAUGGCCCGGCUAAUAUUGUCACUGGAGUGCACUGCUACAACAAGGCAACGUGGUUCGGAGGUGUUGGCAUUUUGGUAAAAUCGCCAUUGACGAGGAUAGAUAACUGUUACCUGGAUUACACAGGUAUAGUCAUCGAAGAUCCUGUCCAGGUUCACGUCACAAACGGCCUGUUCUUGGGGGAUGCUAAUGUAGUGUUGAGAUCCAUAAAUGGUCGGGUUUCGGGGCUAAAUAUCGUCAACAACAUGUUCAAUGGCGACCCGAAACACAACUUCCCGAUCAUCAAGAUCGAAGGAGAGUUUCAUGAUAUUGACCAAGUGGUCAUCGAUCAGAACAAUGUAGAAGGCAUGACUCUGAAAUCAACAUUCGGGAAGCUGCUGGUUUCGAUGAACGGGACACAGUGGGAGGCCGACUUUUCCCCGGUUCUGGUAUUCCCAAACCGGAUAAGUAACUUCCAAUAUUCAUUUUUCGCACAAGCUGAGCAGAUUCCUGCUCAUGCUGUUAUCAAUGUUUCCAACAAUGUGGUAGUAGGACAGACAGAUAAGGCUGUCACUGGAACUGUAUCAGUGAUUGUUUAUCAGUAAAAUCUUUCACAGAGAAAGUGAUUCUCUCA
Messenger RNA from Tarenaya hassleriana, 1631 nucleotides. RefSeq names its product polygalacturonase QRT3. Lineage: Eukaryota; Viridiplantae; Streptophyta; Magnoliopsida; Brassicales; Cleomaceae. The transcript has 4 exons. The coding region runs from base 151 to 1602 and encodes 483 amino acids. Gene Ontology annotation, molecular function: polygalacturonase activity. The record is from RefSeq and is a predicted model, not a curated record.